Messenger RNA from Monopterus albus (swamp eel), 3275 nucleotides. It is a transcript of the gene wasf1, whose product is annotated as WASP family member 1. The transcript is spliced from 10 exons. Gene Ontology annotation, molecular function: protein kinase A regulatory subunit binding; actin binding; Arp2/3 complex binding. Lineage: Eukaryota; Metazoa; Chordata; Actinopteri; Synbranchiformes; Synbranchidae. The record is from RefSeq and is a predicted model, not a curated record. Gene Ontology annotation, biological process: actin cytoskeleton organization; positive regulation of Arp2/3 complex-mediated actin nucleation. Gene Ontology annotation, cellular component: SCAR complex; cytoskeleton. The coding region runs from base 470 to 2137 and encodes 555 amino acids.
AUCCGUAACUCUCCGAGAGCCCAUAUCAGUUACAUGGGACGCUUUCCCGCGCCCCAACAAUAGAGUGGUACGUACCACUCUAUUGUACUUUAACGGGGACGUUUUCUGGCGAAUAGACGUCGUUUCAGACUCCUUAUAUUGGAAAAAAACAUAUAUGUCGCAUAUAGGUAAAACUGAAGGCUUGUUUUUGUUGCUACGAAACCUGCUGUUAGGUUCGCUGGAGCAGCUAUAAUGCAGAUUUCACCAAUAUCUUCCCCGAGAUUACCUUUGGAAAAAAGUGCCUGGGUUCCUCUCCGCCACCGCCUCUUCCAGCAAGAGUGCAUUUGAUAUCAGAGGCAGUACGACCAUGGAUCCGGCCCGGGGAUUUAAAUUCUUGGACACGGUGGCAUGCUCUACUGCACAGUAAGGAUGGGAAGACAAUAAGGGGAAUUUUAACAAACGUAUCAGGUAGCGGAGUUGCAGCAGAAGGAUGCCGCUGGUGAAACGCACCAUCGAGCCCAGGCACCUGUGCCACACGGUGCUGCCAAGAAACAUCAAGAACGAGCUGGAGUGUGUGACUAAUAUCUCCUUGGCCAACGUCAUCCGCCAGCUCAGCAGCCUCAGUAAAUAUGCAGAAGACCUGUUCGGAGAGCUGUUCAACGAAGCCCACUCCUUUUCUUUCCGGGUCAACUCCCUGCAGGAGCGUGUGGACCGGCUCUCCAUCAGUGUCACACAGCUGGACCCCAAAGAGGAGGAAUUGUCGCUUCAGGACAUUACCAUGAGGAAGGCUUUCAGGAGCUCCACUAUUCAGGACCAGCAGCUGUUCAACCGCAAGUCGCUGCCCGUCCCGCUGCAGGAAACCUAUGAGACCUGCGAGCAGCCGCCGCCACUCAACAUCCUCACACCCUACAGAGAUGAUGGGAAGGAGGGUCUGAAGUUUUACACCAAUCCAUCGUACUUCUUUGACCUGUGGAGAGAGAAGAUGCUGCAGGACACAGAGGACAAAAGGAAGGAGAGGCGGAAACAGAAGUUGCAGGACCCCCGCAUGUAUGAUCAGGUCUAUAGGUACUUAGACCUCCCAGGGCAGCUGAAGGCAAUAGACCGUCCGCAGGAGCCAGAAAAGAUACCGCGGGCGCCUCACGACCGUAAAAAGGAGUGGCAGAAACUGGCACUGGGUGCAGAGCUGGCCCAGGACAUGCCCGACGACAAACACAGAGAGGCCAACGGAUCUGCAGGUUACCAUGACAACAGGGCUCCCUUGUACAUGGAGCAUUUGGACGGGCCGUUCUCGCUGGCGGCGCUGCCCUACAGCCAGAUGAACGAGCUGCUGAGCCGUACCGGGGACAGAAUGUAUUCGCGGCCCCACGACCCUCCGCCGCCUCCACCUCCUAUGCACCCACUGGGAGAGAUCAAGCCGCCCUCUGUGAUCAGCUCCAGUUCGGGGUUUUCCGACAGCAGACCCCAGUCUCCAGCCCGGACAGCAGGCCUCACCUCCAGCACUCCCCCUCCGCCUCCUCCUCUCCCCCCUCCUCCCCCUCCUUUACCCUCCACAAGCCUGAGGGGCACCCCUCCUCCUCCUAUUCCUCCUCUCCCAGUCCAGCAACAACCUCCAGCCAUUCCGCCUCCUCCUGCUCCUCUCCAGAUCGCCCCAGGGGUGCUCCACCCAGCCCCUCCGCCUGUGGCACCUCCCCUCCACUCUUCUUCCCCAGCCCGUCACCAGCAAGUCCUGGACAAGGGCCUAUCCAUGGGCUCUGGGACCCAGUCAGAUGGCACCAUCCUGCCUCCUCCCCCACCGCCACCGCCUCUGCCCCUCUCUGGAGUGCGGAGCUCAUCGCCCUGUCCGUCAGGCCCGCCACCUGUGCCAGCCUUCCCCUCAGCAGGAGCCAUGGCCACCCCACUGCCCCACACCCAUCACGAUGUGGUGACCAAGAGGCACCAUCCAGCCAGUCUGCCACCCAUCAGCGACGCCCGCAGUGUCCUGCUGGAGGCCAUCAGGAAAGGCAUACAGCUACGAAAAGUGGAGGAGCAGCGAGAGCAAGAGGCUAAGCACGAGCGAGUUGGCAAUGACGUGGCCACCAUCCUGUCGCGCCGCAUCGCUGUGGAGUACUCCGACUCUGAGGACGAGUCUGAGUUCGAUGAAGGAGACUGGAUGGAGUGAAAUGGAUUGAAAAGCAGCGGUGGCAGGGGAGGACAAACAUGUUCAGGUGCCCCCGCCCCCCCCCAAAGCCCUGCACACCUUGCCAUCCAAGUCAUUUCCACUCUUGACAGAAGAGGAACAUCAUUGUUGCCCACUUUUUCUCUGUCAAGCUCUUUUAUCUCAUCAUCUCUCCAUCUCCUUGUGGUUUGUUUCUGGAGGAGAGUCUCGGUGUCACCCCUGUCAGUCUUUCUACUGUUCCAAGAUAAGUUUUUUUUUUUUUGCAUUCAUUGUUUUCUGUUCUACCACACAACAUGGAUUUCUUGUGAUGGAAUCCCGUGUUUACUAUUGUUAUACAUGACAAACCUUUUUAAAGAACCAUUUGUUUCUGUUUCUAUCUCUAAGUUGUUAGAAUAAAAAGACAACAAUAGACCAGGAAAAAUGAAGGCAUGUUGCAUAUAUCCUUAGUUUUCCAGCACAGUUUUGCCACCUGGUGGCUGAACAUGGUGUCGAAUGAAUGCUGUUUUAUUUUAUUGUCUUUUAUCAUUUUUCUGCUGAAACAUUUGCAGGUUCAAUGAGCCAGUAGUUGCCAAUACUGACCACUAGAUGAACAGAUAUAGUAGGGGGUACACCAAGCCAGGUCGAAGGCACCCAUGAUAUUGAGUCUGACCAACAAUAGGUACAAACCACUCGACACCACCGAAGGCAGCUGUUCCCUCAGAUCCCCCUGUACCACGUACCUGGCCACUAACAAGAAGCCUUACCUCGUUCGGUUCUUCAGCUGUGACUGUUGUUCAGAAGAAUACAUUCUGCGUGACACUGCCUUUUUAGGCCUAAAAGAGAGGCGCAUUAUGCUUUGUUUUGGCUCAUUUCAAAGAAAAUGUCUGCCGUCCUUUUCUGUUCUUUCUUCUACUUGCCUUAUUGUUCGUACAAAACGUAUUGUUGAGUUGUUGAAUGUACUGUGCUGUUACUACUUACUUGCCUGCGCUUGUAUGGAUUUGCUGUUUCUGUGUUCGAAGGGGUAAAAGUGACAGAGGGACAGAAACCCUUGUUUAAAAGAGAAAAACAUUAGAUCAGUACUGUACACAAUGUAACUUAUAUAACUGUUGACUGUAACAGUUUGCUUGAAUUAAUAAAAAUCUAAUGUUAUGAUGCCUGUAAA